AUGGAGACGGAAACUCGAGUAUCAGCUAUCACCCGUCGACUAAAAGCCUCCGCCAUCCCUCGAGAGUUCGCCUCCUUCGCGGAAGAAAUCGGAUUCGUCUGCAUAUGCUCUAUGGGCCAGCUCCUAUUUGCAAUACAUCUCUCGCAUACUUUUCUUAUCGGUUCCUUUCUCGUCGCUAAUGGAGUUUCCGUCGUAAUUUCGGGCUCCUUGGCAGAUCUCAUCAGUCCGAAACAGCUCACCUGUGCGGCCUUCAUCUGGCUUUCUCUAUGGAACAUCAUCGGUGCGUUCUCUGUUGUACCUGACAGAAUGAUACUAUUCUUCGCCGCUCGAGCAAUGUCUGGCUUGGCAGUUGGAACCCUUUGCUCCACGGCAAUGAGCAUGCUCGGGAGGGUUUACAAUCCCGGUCUACGGAAGAACCGAGUAUUUUCUUUGAUGGGUGCCAUGAUCCCCCUCGGGUUUGCCAUCGGGUUCAUACAGGGCGGUGCGUUAAGUACACAUUUGCCUUGGAUAUUCGGGUCCACAUCCGUCCUGUCUCUGGUAUGCCUGGUCGCCGCUAUCUGGUGUAUCCCUUCUCUCCCCAAUGAAUCAUUGUCUUUGAAAGACUUUGAUUACAUCGGAGCUGCAGCAGCAAUUCUUGGAUGUGGAUUGUUCAUCUUUGGUCUCACUCAAGGAUCGCCUACGCACUGGACUCCUUACACUUACACCCUUGUCAUCAUCGGAGUUGCCUGUUUAGCCAGCUUCGGUCUCAUUGAGAGCCGAGUACGACGACCGCUGGUCGACAAUCGCCUUUGGAAAACUCCUGGAUUCUUUCCUUUAAUCUUGUCCUAUUUUCUAGGAUACGGUGCUUAUGCAGGGGCCUGGCAAUUCUAUGCGGUGCGCUUUAUACUUACCAUUCAGCAAAAGCCACCCAUCAUUGUCGCAUGUUAUCUUCUCCCCAUCGGUGUGAGCGGAACCCUCGCGUCGUGGAUUGUAUCCAGAACGCUUCACAUAAUACCGGGACACGUUAUUAUGAUGGGAAGCAUGCUUGCGUUUGCCACGGGCCCUGCUUUCUUCUUACCUCAACAAGCGAGUACACUCUAUUGGGCGCUCUCAUUUCCCUGCUUCAUCGUAAGCACUUUUGGACCGGAUAUGUCGUUCGCAGCCGUCUCCGUGUUCAUCACGUCGAACGUGCCCAGAUCGUACCAAGGUGCUGCAGGGAGCCUGGUUAUCACGGCGCAAAACCUGUCCACCGCUGUACUCGCGGCAUUGGGAGACACUAUUGGUGAAAAGAUCACCGAACAGCCAGGGGGUUCCCUAGAUAUAAUGGCCCUGCGUUCUAUCUGGUGGCUGAGCCUGGCGACCGCUUUGUCAGGCGCUUUGAUAUGUGCUUGCUUCGUUAGAAUACCAAGGAGUGAAGAGAAGGAGCACGUCAAUUGA
Molecule: messenger RNA, 1416 nt
Organism: Colletotrichum acutatum
Lineage: Eukaryota; Fungi; Ascomycota; Sordariomycetes; Glomerellales; Glomerellaceae
Product: efflux pump antibiotic resistance protein
Exons: 2
Coding region: 1-1416 (471 amino acids)
Biological process (GO): transmembrane transport
Cellular component (GO): membrane
Molecular function (GO): transmembrane transporter activity
Source: RefSeq, a predicted model, not a curated record